This is a messenger RNA of Oxyura jamaicensis (ruddy duck), 2205 nucleotides long. Its product is annotated as 5-hydroxytryptamine receptor 5A-like. NCBI's taxonomy places the organism in Eukaryota, Metazoa, Chordata, Aves, Anseriformes, Anatidae. Gene Ontology annotation, cellular component: dendrite; plasma membrane. Bases 245 to 1357 code for a protein of 370 amino acids. The transcript has 2 exons. Gene Ontology annotation, biological process: G protein-coupled receptor signaling pathway, coupled to cyclic nucleotide second messenger; adenylate cyclase-activating adrenergic receptor signaling pathway; chemical synaptic transmission. Gene Ontology annotation, molecular function: neurotransmitter receptor activity; G protein-coupled serotonin receptor activity. The record is from RefSeq and is a predicted model, not a curated record.
GUGCCUGCCCCUCGCCGCGGCCCCGCCGAGCCCCGUCGGCCGUACCGCAGCCGCCCGCUAUGGGAGCGGGGAGCCGGGAGCCGAGGGAGCGGGCGGCCGCGGGUGCCCGGCGCCGCCGCCGUCGGCCGGGAGCGGGGGGCGAGAGCACCCGGAGGGGGACCGCUGAGGGGAGAGCCGGCGCUGGGAAGGGGAAGAGAGGUGCUGGGAGGGAAGAGGAGGGCAGGGAAGGGCUGAAAGCCCGGGUAUGGCAGAGCCCCUGAGCCCCUGUGCCCCCCGGGGCCAGUGUCAAGCAAACAUGGGCGCCAAUGCCUCGUCGUCCAACAUGGACGCCAACGCCUCAGCUGCCUCCGCGCUGGUGGGUGGCAGCUCGUGGAGGAGCCGGGAGCCCUUCUCCAUCUUCACAGUCCUCAUCCUGACCUUGCUGGUGCUCCUGACCAUCGCCACCUUCCUCUGGAACCUGCUGGUGCUGGCGACCAUCCUGCGGGUGAAAGCUUUCCACCGGGUGCCCCACAACCUCGUGGCCUCCACGGCAGUGUCGGACGUGCUGGUGGCAGCCCUGGUGAUGCCGCUGAGCUUGGUGAAGGAGCUGUCGGCCGGGCGGCGGUGGCGGCUGGGCCGGGAGCUGUGCCUCGUGUGGGUCUGCUUCGACGUUCUGUGCUGCACGGCUAGCAUCUGGAACGUGACCGCCAUUGCCCUGGACCGCUACUGGUCCAUCACCCGCCACCUGGAGUACACACUGCUCACUCGCCGCCGCAUCUCCAACGUCAUGAUUGCUCUCACCUGGGCGCUCUCAGCUGCCAUCUCCCUCGCCCCCCUCUUUGGCUGGGGGGAGAGCUACAGCCCUGAGCAGGAGCGCUGCCAGGUCAGCCAGGAGCCCUCCUACACCAUCGUCUCCACCGGCGGAGCUUUCUACCUGCCCCUCUGCGUGGUCCUCUUUGUCUACUGGAAGAUCUACAAGGCGGCCAAGUUCCGCAUCGGGGGCCGCAGGAGGAAUGCUGUGGUGCCCCUGCCCGAGGCUGCCCAGGUGAAGGAAGCUUCGCAAGAACCACAGAUGGUGUUUACAGCUCGUCAUGCAGCUAUCACUUUCCAGACAGAUGGAGAAACAUGGAGGGAACAGAAAGAGAAAAAGGCAGCUUUGAUGGUUGGCAUCUUAAUUGGAGUUUUUGUGCUGUGCUGGAUCCCUUUCUUCAUCACAGAAUUAAUAAGUCCCCUCUGUUCCUGCAACAUCCCACCCGUCUGGAAAAGCAUCUUUCUUUGGCUUGGCUACUCCAAUUCUUUCUUUAAUCCUCUCAUUUAUACAGCAUUUAACAAAAAUUACAACAAUGCCUUCAAGAACCUUUUUGUAAAGCAGAGAUAAAAGGGGACACGGAGGAGAAAAUGAUUCCUUUAUUGCAUAAUGCAGAGAUUUCUCGAAGGAGAUGUGUCUGUGAUACAUGCAGUUUUCAAGCGCAAGAGCUACUUAAGAGGAUUUAGCAACAGUGAAGAAGCUGGAAGAUGGUUGGAUAGAAACCUACUGACAGUUUGCAGUUGUCUUUUGGAAAUACGUAUAUGCUGCUCCAGGGUUUGGCAAAGAAAGAAGCAGUGAACAUUUCCCUUCUUUUCUCUGAAGGGACGUGGGCUGAAGUCUGCAAGCAAAACACUGUUUGUGUCAAAUACCGUGACUGCUAAAGCCAACCAGAGUGAUCCCAGCCAGGCAAACACAGGUGAUGUCCUGCAGCCUGCUCCAUCUUAGCAAAGGCACCAAGGGACUGCUAAGGAAGCAACACUGAAAUGUUUGAGAUGUGGGCAGGAUACUGGCUUCAUUCUUGAGAUUGGUUUGGAAAGGAGGGAAUAAACAUGCUACAUUCAACCCAUAGCUUAAUUUAUGUGAAAUUAAGAGGGGUGACUAAGCAGCCCCAUACCACACCUGAGCAUAACCGAAGGGCUGUGUUCUCUUGCAAGCAGCAGCUCUCAGCAGGAAGUCCUGGUGAAGUAAAGGUCAGUUAUGUCCCCUGGGGUUAAGUGAAGCUUUAGAGCCAAGUGUAAAGCUGUUCAGAGGUAGGUGACAAACUAGGAAUGUCUGCGCUGCCCUGUCUGGGAUCCUUGCACCAUAGAUGUUGUACUCAUCACCCUAACCAAGUGAAUUCCACUAUGUGUCAUUUUUCAUCAACUUUCUCCUGCGAGACAGGUAUUGAUAGCAUCAGGUCUAAGUGACCCCCCAAAAAA